CCGGAACACGCUAUUCUGAUUAGACCAUCACAUCAACAAACAGCUUGACACUGUCGGUGUCAGAAGACAGCUUUCGACAUGAGUUCCAGAGUGUUUAGUGGUCCAGAGAAAGAGGAGGAGGACGAGGAGGAAGAAGAGGAGGAGGAAGAAGAAGAAGAGGGGAGGGUCAACCCAACAGAAGUGAAAAUGAGUCAGAUUGUGAUGCCAUGUCACAGCAACCACUGUCAGGAACUCAGUGUGGGGCAACUUCUCAAAUGGAUUGACUCCACUGCCUGCCUUUCUGCUGAAAGGCAUGCUGGGAGUCCCUGCGUCACCGCCUCCAUGGAUGACAUCCACUUUGAACACACCAUUAGAGUGGGUCAGGUGGUGAACAUCAGGGCAAAGGUCAACCGAGCCUUCAACACCAGCAUGGAGGUUGGCGUCCAGGUGAGCUGUGAGGACCUGUUCUCUGACCGCCACUGGAGAGUUUGUCAUGCGUAUGCCACCUUUGUUACCCAGCGCACAAACACAGGAAACAAGGUGAUCUUGAAGCCAGUUGUACCUCACACUCAGACCGAGCAGGUUGAAUACAGUGUGGCGGCUGAGAGACGGCGUGUACGAAUGCUACAUGAUGACAUCAUCAAAGAUCUGCUCUCCCAUGGGUCAAUCCAGCAGGCUGACAGCUCUGCAGAAAGCAAUGCGAUGGCAGCAGAGAAGACCAAAGUGGAGAGUGUUGAACUGGUUCUACCGCCACACGCUAAUCAUCAGGUGAACACAUUCGGAGGACAGAUCAUGGCCUGGAUGGUGAAUGUUGCUACAAUUGCUGCCAGCCGUCUGUGUCAGGCUCACCCGACUCUGCGGACCAUCGACAUGUUCACCUUCAGAGGACCUUCUCAGGUUGGAGACAGACUGCUUCUGAGGGCUAUAGUCAACAACGCCUUCAAAAACAGCAUUGAGGUGGGGGUGCGUGCAGUGGCCUACAAGGGAGAGGGACCUAACCGACACAUAAACUCUGCCUUCAUGACUUUUGAGGUGCUUGAUGACCAUGGAAAGCCACGCACGUUACCACGGAUACGACCUGAACCCCUGGAAGGGAAAAGGCGGUUUCAAGAAGCCAUAGCCAGGAAGAAGAUCCGAUUGGACAGGAAGUACAUCAUUUCCCGCAAGCAGGGUGAAGUUCCUUUGUCUGUCCCCUGGGAUCCAAGAAACCAGGUGUAUCUGAGCUAUAACAAUGUUUCAGCUCUGAAGAUGUUGGCUGCCAAAAAAAACUGGCGCGUCAGCUCUGAGAAAGACAAAGUUCGUCUGUACACCCUGGAGCAGAAGUCCACGUUGAGUAUCAGGGUGGAAUCAGAGGUGGACAUUCCUGCUCAAAGAGCCUUCUGUUUGCUGGCUGAGCUGAGCAACAGACCCACCUGGGAUAAACAUUAUCAAAACUGUGAGCUGAUCUACCCGGUCGACGAUGAUGACUCCUUGUAUCACGUGGUGACUCCAUCAGUGCAUCAGGGUGGAGUAGGCUCCUCUAACUCAGCCUGUCAGGGAGAAGGUGUUCUUCAGGACUUCAUCUUGUUGGCCUCUAACAGGAAGCCGUGUGGCAGCGGAGAUCCAUAUGUCAUCGCUCUGCGUUCAGUGUCUCUGCCCACUCACCCUCCUACUGAAGAAUAUCACAGAGGAGAGGUUCUGUGUGCAGGAUUCACCAUCCUGGAGACCAAAAACAACAUGUCACUAAUCAGUUACUAUAACCAGGCGUCUCCAGAGGUUCUUCCAUACAUCUCCACAGAUAUUGCCGGCCUCUCCUCGUCUUUCUACCACACGUUCUGCUCCUGCAGCCAAUACCUGACGAGAAACAGACUGCCCUCCAUCCCCUUUAUGCCAACAGGCCAAAACCCAGACUCGAGCACAGACAGUCCCACCUGUGACGACGAAGCUGACAGCCUGUCAGUGGCCCUCCACAGCACCCAGCUGUAGGAACUGUGCUGACAUGUUUCCAUCACAGAGAUGAGAGCGGAUCAAUCUCUUAUACUUCAUCAGUGGUUCUCAAAUGGUUGACCCUCAGGACCCACCAUGUCAGACAUUUUUUCAAUCAACCUGAUUUGUUUGAAACACCAUCAGACGGUACAAAGUGUGAUAGAACAGAGAAAGUUAACAAAGUGCUUCUUAGACUUUUUGACACCAUUUUUCUUCCAGGCACAACUUCGCGACCCACUGAAAUCUGCUUUGCGACCCACUUUUGGGUCCAGACCCACCAGUUGAGAACCACUGUAACGACAUGGUACGAUUUAUUCAGUCACAGAAAUCAGAGGACGAAACUUGUAUACAAACUUCUGAGUCCUUUUUGUUUUGUGAUUUAAUGAUAGAAUAAUAGGAACAAAGACACUUAGUGCCAACUCUCAUAAUGAACCAGAAUAAUUUUAAGAUUUUUUUGAACUCGGAGUGAACACAAAUUAAACAUUUAAAAGCAAAGAUGUCUUUUUGUAUUUUACUGAGGUGUGCGGUUCAUUUAGAAAAACAGCUGUUUGCACAAAGCAACAUCAGUCCUUUGUUGAUAACAUGAUUUUUUUAUUCAAUGCUUUCAUAAGACUUCAAUAAACACUUUUUUAUUUUAAUAAA
Labrus bergylta (ballan wrasse) is the source of this 2586-nucleotide messenger RNA. RefSeq names its product acyl-CoA thioesterase 11a (gene acot11a). Gene Ontology annotation, biological process: acyl-CoA metabolic process. The record is from RefSeq and is a predicted model, not a curated record. Lineage: Eukaryota; Metazoa; Chordata; Actinopteri; Labriformes; Labridae. Gene Ontology annotation, molecular function: fatty acyl-CoA hydrolase activity; lipid binding. Gene Ontology annotation, cellular component: extracellular exosome; cytosol.